This is a messenger RNA of Daucus carota subsp. sativus, 1010 nucleotides long. Its product is annotated as PHD finger-like domain-containing protein 5A. Bases 455 to 787 code for a protein of 110 amino acids. Gene Ontology annotation, biological process: mRNA splicing, via spliceosome. NCBI's taxonomy places the organism in Eukaryota, Viridiplantae, Streptophyta, Magnoliopsida, Apiales, Apiaceae. Gene Ontology annotation, cellular component: U2 snRNP; precatalytic spliceosome; U12-type spliceosomal complex. The record is from RefSeq and is a predicted model, not a curated record. The transcript is spliced from 3 exons.
UUAUGUAAUUAAGUGUUUUUGUCUUAAUUUGAAUUGUUAAUAACUUGAUAUCCUGCGAUUUGUUUUUAUCUAUGUUAUGCGAUUUGUUUACGCCGUAACAUCCGCGUCUAUCAGAUAAAAGGGUAUUUGUGGUUUUUGUAAUCUCAGUUGUGGGGUGGAGAUGUUAUAUAAGUUGUUGCUAAUUUCACAACUUGUUUUUUUGUUUUCCAAAAGUUUAGGGUUUGAUAUUCGUGUUUUUUGAUAUAGAGGGUUUGUAAUUUGUCAAUUUAUGAUUGGAGAUACUUGUGAACUAUGUUGCUCCUAUUUUGUUAGUUGGUUAAUGUAUGAGCUUUUGUGAUGAUAAAAUGCCCCAGAUAAAUAGGUUUGUUAUCUUACUGAUGGAUAACUGUAGACACGUGCGAGGAAGGUUUGCUACUUGGGAGUUAUUUUUUGAAGACAUCUUGUUGCAAGAAGUAUGGCCAAACAUCAUCCUGAUUUAGUUAUGUGUCGCAAGCAGCCAGGCAUUGCUAUUGGCCGACUUUGUGAAAAAGAUGAUGGUAAGUGUGUAAUAUGUGAUUCGUAUGUGCGUCCAUGCACACUUGUGCGGGUCUGCGAUGAAUGCAACUAUGGGUCCUUCCAAGGUCGAUGUGUUAUCUGUGGCGGAGUUGGAAUUUCUGAUGCAUAUUACUGCAAGGAAUGUACGCAGCAAGAGAAAGAUCGGGAUGGGUGUCCUAAGAUUGUGAAUUUGGGGAGUGCAAAGACAGAUCUUUUCUAUGAAAGAAAAAAAUAUGGUUUCAAAAAAAGAUGAUAAAGUAAUCGGGCAAUUGUAUGCCAAAGUCUCUGUUCCGAAUAUUUCGUGCUUCCCAAAUAUAGCAUUUGGUCAUUUCAAUGCUUGUAAUCAAUAUGUUUUGCUUUAAUAUUUGUGUUACUGUCUACAUUAAAGAUUUGAGUCUUAAUUGUGGUUUAUGGUUUUAAGCCAUGAUCUAUACUCUAUAGUCUAUACAGCAAUGUUAUCUGAAGUACUGUAAGUA